AUGGAAAAUCAAACUGAAAACAACAAUGAUGCAAUGAGAACAACAGAAGGGGAGAGAGGGAAUCGGAUGGAUUCGCCCACAGGCGGAGAUGGUGGAGCUGAGGCAGGUGAGCUCGGUGGCGGAAGCGGUGGAAAAAAUGGUAAAGUGAAAGGGCCGUGGUCACCAGAGGAAGAUGCAGUACUGAGUCAACUAGUGAGUAAGUUUGGAGCGAGGAAUUGGAGUUUGAUAGCGCGAGGAAUACCAGGGAGGUCUGGGAAAUCUUGUAGGCUUAGAUGGUGUAAUCAACUUGAUCCUUGCCUCAAGCGCAAACCUUUCACUGAGGAAGAAGAUCGACUUAUAAUUGCAGCUCAUGCAAAGCAUGGAAACAAAUGGGCAGCAAUUGCGAGGCUCUUGCCAGGCAGAACCGAUAAUUCGAUUAAGAACCAUUGGAAUUCUACUCUAAGGCGCCGAUGGGCAGAUCUGGUAAGGUUGAAACCAGGAACCAGUGAUGCAAUGGAAGAUGGUAGCAAUGAAAGAACAAGGGCGUCAUCAGAAGAAACUCUUUCAGUUUGUGAUGUCAUUUCAUCCCAGCCCCCGAAGUAA
Molecule: messenger RNA, 582 nt
Organism: Dovyalis caffra
Lineage: Eukaryota; Viridiplantae; Streptophyta; Magnoliopsida; Malpighiales; Salicaceae
Source: the annotation of a GenBank genome assembly